Talpa occidentalis (Iberian mole) is the source of this 3665-nucleotide messenger RNA. RefSeq names its product junctophilin 4 (gene JPH4). NCBI's taxonomy places the organism in Eukaryota, Metazoa, Chordata, Mammalia, Eulipotyphla, Talpidae. Gene Ontology annotation, cellular component: plasma membrane; endoplasmic reticulum membrane; junctional membrane complex. Gene Ontology annotation, biological process: regulation of synaptic plasticity. The record is from RefSeq and is a predicted model, not a curated record.
CCGGCUCCCAGGCCCCCAGCCGGCUCUCCAGCCCCAGGAUGCGCUGAGCCGCCGGGGGGCUGAGGCCGCGCCAACUACAUGCAUGUCCCCCGGGGGCAAGUUCGACUUUGACGACGGGGGCUGCUACGUGGGGGGCUGGGGCGGGCGGGCACAUGGCUACGGCGUGUGCACCGGGCCCGGCGCCCAGGGCGAGUACAGCGGCUGCUGGGCGCACGGCUUCGAGUCACUGGGCGUCUUCACGGGGCCCGGCGGACACAGCUACCAGGGCCACUGGCAGCAGGGCAAGCGCGAAGGGCUGGGCGUGGAGCGCAAGAGCCGCUGGACGUACCGCGGCGAGUGGCUGGGCGGGCUGAAGGGGCGCAGCGGCGUGUGGGAGAGCGUGUCCGGCCUGCGCUACGCCGGGCUCUGGAAGGACGGCUUUCAGGACGGCUACGGCACCGAGACCUACUCCGACGGAGGCACCUACCAGGGCCAGUGGCAGGCCGGGAAGCGCCACGGCUACGGCGUGCGCCAGAGUGUGCCCUACCACCAGGCGGCGCUGCUGCGCUCGCCCCGCCGCACCUCCCUGGACUCCGGCCACAGACCCCCGACGCCACCCCCGCCCCUGCCCCUGCCGGGCGACGAGGGAGGCAGCCCCGCCUCUGGCUCUCGGGGCGGCUUCGUGCUGGCCGCGGGGGACGCAGACGGCGCGUCCCGCAAGCGCACGCCCGCGGCCGGCGGGUUCUUCCGCCGCUCUCUGCUGCUCAGCGGGCUCCGGGCCGGCGGGCGCCGCAGCUCCUUGGGCAGCAAGCGGGGCUCCCUGCGCAGCGAAGUGAGCAGCGAGGUGGGCAGCACAGGACCCCCAGGCUCCGAGGCCAGCGGGCCCCCGGCCCCAGCGCCGCCCGCCCUCAUCGAGGGCUCGGCCACUGAAGUGUAUGCCGGCGAGUGGCGCGCCGACCGGCGCAGCGGCUACGGCGUGAGCCAGCGUUCCAACGGGCUGCGCUAUGAGGGCGAGUGGCUGGGCAACCGGCGGCACGGCUACGGGCGCACCACCCGCCCCGACGGCUCCCGCGAGGAGGGCAAGUACAAGCGCAACCGGCUGGUGCACGGCGGCCGCGUGCGCAGCCUCCUGCCGCUGGCGCUUCGGCGGGGCAAAGUCAAAGAGAAGGUGGACAGGGCUGUCGAGGGUGCCCGUCGAGCCGUGAGCGCAGCCCGCCAGCGCCAGGAGAUCGCUGCUGCCAGGGCAGCAGAUGCCCUUCUCAAGGCUGUGGCGGCCAGCAGCGUCGCGGAGAAGGCUGUGGAGGCAGCACGGAUGGCCAAACUGAUAGCCCAGGACCUGCAACCCAUGUUGGAGGCCCCAGGCCGCAGACCCAGGCAGGACUCAGAAGGUUCUGACACAGAGCCCUUGGAUGAGGACAGCCCUGGGGUGUACGAGAAUGGACUGACCCCCUCAGAGGGCUCCCCUGAACUGCCCAGCAGUCCUGCCUCCUCCCGCCAACCCUGGCGACCUCCUGCGUGCCGGAACCCACUGCCUCCUGGAGGGGACCGGGGUCCCUUCUCCAGCCCCAAAUCUUGGCCUGAGGAGUGGGGGGGGCCAGGUGAGCAGGCAGAAGAACUAGCUGGCUAUGAGGCCGAGGAUGAGGCCGGGAUGCAGGGGCCAGGGGCCAGAGAUGGUUCCCCACUCCUUGGAGGCUGCAGUGACAGUUCUGGAAGUCUUCGAGAGGAGGAGGGGGAAGAUGAAGAGCCUCUGCCCCCACUGAGGGGCCUAGGAGGCUCAGAGUCUGAGCCCCUGGCCACGCCAGUCCUGCGGGGCCUGUCCUCCAGGGGUCCUGAAGCCAGGUGUCUGACGGAAGAGCUUGAGGAGCCCGCUGCAACCGAGAGGCCUGCCCAGCCGGGAGCUGCCAACCCCCUGGUGGUGGGAGCCGUGGCCCUCCUGGACCUCAGCCUGGCGUUCCUGUUCUCCCAGCUCCUCACCUGAGGCUCCUUCUUGGCCUAGUUCUGGCUUUGGUUGCUGCCUCUUGGCUCCUUUGGCCUGCCUUUUUCCUCUUCCUCCUCCUGGUCGUUUUUCCUCCUUUCUUUCUCUUUUUCCUUGCCUUUUUUUGUCCCCUUUGUUUUGUCUCUUGCUUUUUCUUUACCCUCUCAGAUUCUCUCAUUUAUUCUAGACCUGUCUCUGUCUUCCUCACUCCCUCCUCGACCCCUCCCUUCUCUCUCUCUAGAUUGUUUACAUAUGAAGGGCUUUUCUUGCUCAGAGUUGCUCUCUUCUCUGAGACAUACAAAUCUAAGUCAGACCAUUGCCCCUCUGCCCUCCCGCCUUUUCUUUAGACCUGAACUUUGACGAGGGUGGGGGUUUGGUGUCCUGAGGAGUCUCCUGGAAGCGGAAUGGAAAGGAGGAAGAAAAUGGAGAAGGGGUGACAGAAUACUGGGCAAGGCACGGGCCAAGCUGCUGUGGCUUCUUGUCCCAGGGGGCCUAGUGUCCCUCGGAGGCCUAGUGGAAAACUGGAGGAGCUAGAGCCCCCUUCUCUGACCCUGGUGGACCCUGUGUCACUCCGAGCACUGAGCUAGACUCAUGUCUAACUAGGCCCUUCCUGAAGGGGAUAGGGGAAAGGGAAAAAACGACUCCCUACCAUCUCUUUCUUUCCUCAACAGCCAAUCCCUCAUCCAACCCACCGGGUGGCAUGCCAUGACAAGACAAUGUAUAAAGGAAAGAAAAGUCCAGUGCAGCCAAAUCCACCCACUGAUCUCUCCCACCCUUCUCUCUCCCCUAAAGUUUAUUUGGUUGGUCUGGACUCACUUGUGGCCUUUGAUUAAAUUUCUAAGGGGCCUGAAGAAGACAUUUCUACUGCAGAGGGAUAGAGGCACUUAGCAAGGACGCCACUCCCCAGCUCCGGCAGUUGUGGCCAAGGGGAGGCAGUUCUGGGGAGUGGAACUAGACACGAAAACAGGAACUCACAGGGCAGCAGGAGCUGGCGAGUUUAGCAAUCUCAAAGUGGGUUCUAUCCCUUCCCCCAUCGCAUCAGAACCUUGUGAGAUGGGAAAACCACAGAAGGAGGGGAUCAAAAGAAUCCAGGUGCUCACCCGCUUUCCAGGCAGGCCAGAGGUGAGAGCCCGACCCGGGUGGGUGAGAGGCGGGUGGUGAGCCCUGUUUGAGGUGUGGCUGAUCCCUGGUACUAGGAAGCCCUAGGAAGAGGGGACCAUAAGGUCCCUGGGGGAUCUUUCCUCCCUCCCCUGCAUGAGGCAGAGGCAAACUGCCUGCCAACCCCCUCCCUCAAGGAAUGGCCUUGCCUGGGAAUGCCCACCACACACACCCUCUUCUUUUUUUCUAGUCAAACUCUGUUUACUCCUUGGCCUGCCUUCCUCCUUCCUCCCCUCUCAACCUUUACUUCUGAUUUCUAUUUCAUGGAAUUUGGGAUUGAAGUUCAAUUACAACAGUGCCGACAACACCAAGUCUUGCAGGAAAAAAAAAUAUAAAGAAAUUUAACAAAAAAAAAUAUAUUAAUAAAAAAGUUCAAAAAAGGGGGGGGACUGUCAUCUCCUUUGGGAUGCGAUGGCUUCAAACCCCAGCUGCGGCUCUCCGGGCGACGAGAAGGACGAGGACCCUUCUUGGGCACCCCCAAGCCUGUUCCACAGUCUCUCCCGCCGGCCCUUCGCGGAGAAAAGCUCCUUCCCCAAAACGCCAAAGCCCGAGG